AUGCGACAGUGGUGGAAGCAGAAAAGGCGGCAUACCUUCCAUGGGCCCAAGUCACCCCACCCGCUUCAACCUGAGAGUCAAGCUGGGCGGACGCCUGGUAAUCCCGCACCGAUUCCAACAGCUCCAGCCAAACGACACGAUACAGCCGACAAGGAGCGGGAUAUCUUGUCGAGAGUACAAGCUACUCCCCGGCAGGAAAGCAACGACAAGAAUCGCUCCCAAACUGUGGCUGUCAUCGAUGGUGUUAUUCAGAUAACGGAGGAGCAAUACAAGCGAUACCAGCAAGGAGGCAUAAGAAUUCAUAGGUCAACAGGAGAAGAUAUUGACCUUCGAAUGCUCUCGCGAAAGAUCCUCAAUGCUGCCUUAUCCUUCAAAGACAUCGUGAACACAGUGGUGUCUUUCGACCCUACCCAUCAUGCAGCAGGUGCAUGGGCUGUUAUCUCCCUUGGACUGAGUGUGAGGUCUCCCAAACUUAACCUUCGAGAAGAAGACUAA
Messenger RNA from Aspergillus thermomutatus, 495 nucleotides. RefSeq lists its product as uncharacterized. The transcript has 2 exons. The record is from RefSeq and is a predicted model, not a curated record. NCBI's taxonomy places the organism in Eukaryota, Fungi, Ascomycota, Eurotiomycetes, Eurotiales, Aspergillaceae. The coding region runs from base 1 to 495 and encodes 164 amino acids.